Messenger RNA from Bombus terrestris (buff-tailed bumblebee), 2158 nucleotides. It is a transcript of the gene Maf1, whose product is annotated as repressor of RNA polymerase III transcription MAF1 homolog. Gene Ontology annotation, molecular function: RNA polymerase III core binding. Bases 55 to 759 code for a protein of 234 amino acids. Lineage: Eukaryota; Metazoa; Arthropoda; Insecta; Hymenoptera; Apidae. Gene Ontology annotation, cellular component: nucleus. Gene Ontology annotation, biological process: negative regulation of transcription by RNA polymerase III. The transcript has 5 exons. The record is from RefSeq and is a predicted model, not a curated record.
UACAGAGAGGCUGUUCUUACACAACGUAAAAGGAAACUGCUGCUUGUCGACAAGAUGAAAUUGCUGGAGAGUACACGUUUCGAAGCUAUAAACAGUGCCUUGUCCAUCAAGACUGGAGACAGCAAAAUAAUAGGCAGAAUAGAGAGUUACUCUUGCAAAAUGGCUGGAAAUGAUAAACAGUUGUAUAAACGUUUCAAUGCAGAGCAAGGUUUUACUCCACAUGAUCUUCAAGCUUUAUCACCACCACAAACAUGUUUAGGAACAUCACCUGCUCAAGGGUACUUUAGCCGCAGUGUUUCUGGUGAUGAAGAUGGUCCACUAUGUGAUACAAUCAGUAGAAAAACAUUAUUCUAUUUGAUUGCCACUUUGAAUUCAGCUUUCCAUCCAGAUUAUGAUUUUUCUGAUGCUAAGAGUCAUGAAUUCAGUAAAGAACCAAGCUUGCAAUGGGUCAUGAAUGCUGUAGAUAGUAAUUUGAGUGCAACCGCGGUUGAUCACUAUCGUACUCUUCGAACGGCACUUUGGGCUGCCAUUGAUCAUGAAAUAUCUUUAAAUGAAUGUGAUAUUUAUAGUUACAAUCCAGAUUUUGCAUCUGAUCCAUUUGGAGAAGAUGGCUGCUUGUGGUCUUUUAAUUAUUUCUUCUAUAAUAAGAAAUUAAAACGCAUUGUGUUUUUCCCAUGCAGAGCAAUAAAUCCUCUCUACGUGUUAGAUUCUGGUGUUGGCAGUGAUUUUGCCAUGGAUGAAGAUGAAGACAGAUACUAAAUUCAUAAUACAUGUUUACAAACUUCAUCACUAUCUUUAUUUGUUCUGCCAUACAGAGGCAUGAAUGAACAUUAAAUUUCACCUAUUAUAGUAGUGUUACGUUUAACUAACCGCUACUAUCCCCACUAGUUCUUAGAACUAGUUCCCCGAAACUUCUGACGUUACACAAUUAAAAUAAAUAAACGUGUCAGACAUCCCUCUUGCAUUCAACGGAGUACUUAGAAUUUUCUAGAAUUAUACUUCUCUUGAAAACUGAUCAGAUAUGAUCCCGAGCCGCGGUUAAUUAACGCGGCACUACUGUACGUAACUUAUUAUGUACAGUGAUACAUUUCAAGUUUUACAAUUAUUUCGUUUAUUUUCACUUACAGUGAUGUUUAUUUUUAACAGAAAAUUUAAUCAAUUUAAUUUUCCGUUUCUUUUUUUUGUACGAUAUUAAAGCGUAAUUGUAGUCAACAAAAAAUCAAACAGAAGAACAAUACUGUAUGAUCUUGAAAUUAUGUUGUUUUCCUUAUAAAUUUAUAACUUUCAUAUAUACAUUCACUAUUCAAAAUAUUUUAAACAUAUAAAUCUGCUAUAUAGUAAUCAAAUUUUGAUAAGUCUAAGAAUUAGAUUUUAUUUCUAUGUGAAAUGUUCAAGAUAUCAAAAUAGAUCUUUAUUAUCAACAAUUAUUAAAAGAGAAAUUUAUAUAACAAAGCAACAAACUUAACGGAUUCUAAAUUAUUGUUGUGCUAUGUUGCUCUAUUAGAGCCCUUUAGAAUUAUUAUGAUAGUAACAAUAGGGAAAUUAAAACAAAUCUAAUUUGAUAUUAUAAAAUGGGAGUAUAAAAUUAUGAGAGCAACAAUAGAUCUAAAAGUGCAACGUUAACUUUUGAAUCCUAGUCAUUAUAUUUUUAAGUUACGAAAAAUUUGUUAGCUGUUUGUGCUCUUUGCUAUGAAAAUCAGUCAUCUGAUGCUUCUUAAUGUCUUUGAUAAGCUUUUCAUAUAAAAUUGUUUAUGUUUCGUAUAUUACUUUUGAUAAAUAUACACGAUUCUAAUAUAUGUAUUGAUAUAUAAAUACUCAGUUUUGUGCACUAUAAAGACUUCAAUUCAAUAUUUUGAAUUCAUUCUAAAUAAACUGAUUAGAUCAUGCAAUAUGUAUAAACUUUACAAUACUUAGUAGAUUUUACUGUAACUUUCGUGUAGAGUGGAAAAUUUAAUUUUAUGUCACUCAUAAAUAUAUAUAUAUGUAUACAUAUAUCUGGAGAAUUUAAAAAAUAACAUUAUACUGGAGUUACUAGUUUUUGAUUCAAAACAGUGAUUAUCUGGUAAUUUGUAUAAUAUAUGUGUAUAACCUUAGUUCCCUUAAGACUACAUGUUUGUCUGUCAACAUCUGAAUAAACUUUAUGAGCUGACAAAAUUCA